This is a messenger RNA of Cladocopium goreaui, 1359 nucleotides long. NCBI's taxonomy places the organism in Eukaryota, Dinophyceae, Suessiales, Symbiodiniaceae. The record is from the annotation of a GenBank genome assembly.
AUGGUGGUUUCGGAGCUCUUGCGGCGAGAAUUUCAAGUCAUUGCUCUGUGGACCAAAGAGGUUGGAGAGAAUCGAGGACAUUUUCCAGCAGCCGCUGAAGGCGUUCCAGAGAGAUUCUUUGCAGAAUUGGAUCAGCAGAACAGUUUACCUGAGACAGCUCAAAUCAUCAAAGAGGCGGCAGAUGACAAGGAGCUGGUGGCUGUGAUGUGCGGUGGUGAAACAGGCGUCAAGGUCGCGGAUGCACUAGCAGAGUUUAUGGGACUCCGAGGCAACAGCACUGCCGAUGGCAUGGACAAUCGACGGGACAAGCGCGUUCAGCAAAACGCUGUGAAGAAGGCUGGUUUGAGAUCUGUGAGAUCCGCCUGUGGCACCACCUGGAGCGAUGUGGCCCACUUUGCCGAACAGGAAAAGUACCCUCUCAUUGUCAAGCCUGUGGAGUCAGCCGGGUCUGAUGGGGUGAAGAAGUGCAACACCAAGGAAGAAGCACAGCAACAUUUCGAGUUGCUGAUGAACUCGCAGAGGAAAUGCGGGGCACAGGGUGCUGCUGUGCUGCUGCAAGAAUUCCUGAAGGGGACUGAGUACAUCGUUGACGCGGUGACCUGCGAUGGGGUCCACAAGAUCACUAUGGUUUGGGUCUAUGACCGGCGAGCCGCCAAUGAAGGGGAUUUCGUGAACUUUGGCCAGAAGUGCGUUCUCGCAGAUCUGGAUGUGGCACAACAACUCAUCAAAUAUUCCAAGGCUUGCUUGGAUGCCUUGCGCAUCACCAAUGGCGCUAGUCACACGGAAGUGAUGCUCACGGAGGAUGGGCCAUGCCUCGUCGAGGUGAACAGCCGUUGCCACGGGUUGUCGGGGGCCUGGAUGCCCUUGGUGCAAGCCCUGACAGGCUACAACCAGGUGGGCGUUUGCGUGGACGCUUUCGUGGAUCGCGGCGCCUUCGAAAAAUUGCCAGAGCUGCCACCGUCACCUUUCCUGGCAGAGGGGGAGAUAGUAAACCUGAUCUCAUACCAUGAAGGCAUUGUGGAGGCCACACCUGGCUUUCAGAGAGUUCGACAGCUCCCAUCACUGGUCUAUUUGGAAGAGACUGUGCACAUUGGAGAUCACCUUUGCAAGACCACCGAUCUUUUCACGGUCACCGGCAUGGCGGUUCUGAUCCACGGAGAUCCGAAAUGUCUGGCAGCAGACGUGGCUCAAAUCCGACAGAUGGAGAUGGAUGGUGAGCUUUUCCAUUUGAAGACACCACUCUUGACGCGCUUUGCAUUGCGACUCCGCCGCAACCUCCUGAAUGCUACUCCCUGCUUUUGCUUGCCGCGCUUGCCACUGCAAGCGUUGCUGAGUGGGGAGCCACCAAAGCUUGGAUAG